Trichoderma virens Gv29-8 is the source of this 1482-nucleotide messenger RNA. RefSeq lists its product as uncharacterized. Lineage: Eukaryota; Fungi; Ascomycota; Sordariomycetes; Hypocreales; Hypocreaceae. Gene Ontology annotation, biological process: protein homooligomerization. Bases 1 to 1482 code for a protein of 493 amino acids. The record is from RefSeq and is a predicted model, not a curated record. The transcript is spliced from 3 exons.
AUGCUUUCUGCGAGCCCGAGCGAGGCGCCCAGCACGGCCGGGCUUCCUUUGCAUUCGGGGGCCGACGUCCACAAGAUCCCGCAGAUUCUGCCACGAGAGCGUGUCUUUCCCAUCCAGAUUGGCGGCGAGCUGUUCAAGCUGUCUGGCGCAUCUCUGUCCUCCGAUGCGCCGUCCUACUUCUCGCAAUACUUCCUCUGCCAGAUCAGAGUAGCAGAGCAGAAAGGCGAAGACCCUUCGAGCUCGAUACGGACGUUGUACAUCGAUCGCGAUCCCAAGACGUUUCGAGACAUCGCGCUGCAUCUACAAGGAUAUCAUGUGAAGCCGCGGGAUGGGACGCACUUUGUGCGUUUAUUUGCGGACGCCCAAUUCUACAACCUUCCCAAGCUCAUCUCUCAGCUUAACGAGGAGAGCAUCUUCAUGUCCAUCGGCCACCGAGAAUUCCAGAUUCCUCGCGACGUCCUCAACGAUCCUGCCAAUUCCCCAAACUACUUCUCUCUCGGCUUCGCUCUCUUCUUCUCCCAACCAAACGACCUCUUCCCCGGCCUCGAUCGUGAAGGGUUGAUACGUCCACCCUCUAUACUUCCUCCUUCGGUACCUAAUCGCAACGCUGAUACCUUCGCCGAGCUGCUGCGUUUGUUGCGCGGGUAUCCAGUCAGUAUCCGCGACGAGAAUCAUCGCCAGGAGCUCCUUCGCGACGCUCGAUAUUUCCACUUUAAAGGCAUUGAACAGCAGCUUGUUCCCCACUCCAUCAGCUAUAACCCCUUGCGCCAAAUCGAAGAGAUCGUCCUGCGGUUGGAGAAUGUGCAAAAGAGUGGCGUCAGUAUUUCAGCUGAGGAGUCCGAUGGAACAUCGCGCUCCUCUAUCAGGCAUGUUAAGUAUGCGCGCCCAUAUGUCGACAAUAAGCCGGCCGAGUUGAUACUGGAGAUUGGAGGAACCACAAGCAAAUUCAUCUUCUCAGCAGGGGGGGCCAGGGCCGAGUUCUUUGGGGGCACAAAGGCUAGGGUGGCGAGACUGCUGGAAGUUGUUGCGACAAAGCUCAACCUACCUCCGACCACACAGCCGCUGGGCCUCCUUAUGGCCGCAGGAGGCGCCAGUUCACAACCAGCCACGCCAGGCAAUACUCCCCUCAGCGAGGAUCUCGUCCGAGUUGUCUUUGAAGCGGAGUCUUCAAUCAUCCUCAACGGCGAAGACUAUGAGGGAGACCUUAGUCGAUACGAUGCCGAAGAGGCUACUCCUGCCAUCACCCCCGAUGCCGAGACGCCUGUAAACCCCAGGAAGCGCCGCCGGACAGGUGAAAGUAUCGAUAUCGGCAUUUUUAAUGAGGGCCAGGAAUGGGCCGUCAAGACGGGCCAGUUCAGGCUACGUAUCCAAGAGAGCAAGGGCGGCAAAAGCUCUGUCGAGUGCGUUUUUGUAGCGGUCAAGAUCGAUGCCGUGAGCUCGGAAAGGGGUAGGAAUAAGACAAGAAAGUUUCUUAGCGAUUGA